This is a messenger RNA of Suillus plorans, 1891 nucleotides long. RefSeq lists its product as uncharacterized. The record is from RefSeq and is a predicted model, not a curated record. Bases 35 to 1561 code for a protein of 508 amino acids. The transcript has 2 exons. Lineage: Eukaryota; Fungi; Basidiomycota; Agaricomycetes; Boletales; Suillaceae.
GUCAAAGCACUAUUCCAUCGACGUACUAGAAGUGAUGCAUCGCGCUUUACUUGUUUCCGAAAUUCUCCUGGAGGUUUUCAUGUAUAUUAAAAAAGUCCCGGACCCACAUGUGCCGUCUUGCGAGACACCAUUGACGCGGAAAUCCCUUGCAGCGCUUGCUAGGACAUGCAAAACUUUUUAUGAGCCUGCAAUGGAUUUGCUUUGGGCUAAGUUGGAAGGAAUAGCACCACUGCUAAGCUGCGUAACGAGGCUAUAUCCAAUCAUAUAUCCCCGCAACUCAGAGUACUUCUGCUUUGAUGGUAUCGAGCAGCUCAAGCCAUUAUCUGAGCAUGAAGUCCCUCAAUUCCUGCAUCACGCCUUCCGUGUUCGCUCAUUGAGAAUAUGGAACGGCGGUCACCAUCACUUUCUCUCAGCCCUCCCGAUGGAGACAUGCAUGUUUCCGAGAUUGUUAUCGCUAACAACGCAUGCAGAUCUGAAUAAAUACUUGCAUCUCUUCCUGUCACCCACACUGCGUCAUUGUACCCUACCAGCUGUUCAUCCGGAUUUAAAAUCUGUUCCAAUCCUCUGUGCUACUUUGAAGGACUUGUCCAUCAAAUCCCUUGGACACACAGCAGCAGAUAUGCAGGUGCUGUAUGACAGUAUCCGUUUGUGCAAGCGACUUGUGAAUCUGACUUGCCCACUACUCGAUUGGACAACAUGGGAAUACCUUUCCAACCUCCCUACCCUUCUUACGCUGGAGAUCUGGGACACCCUUCCGUGUCAUUCAUUAGGGUUGUGUAAUCUCAAUUUAGCACCUUUUCUCAACGUCACAAAACUGUGUUUCUUUAUCAGUAGAGCCGCAUACACCAUCGCAAUCAUGCAACACCUAGAAUUUCCCUCGCUAAAUCAAUUUGAGAUGGAAGUCUCGGAUUUACCUUGGGCAGAUACUAAGCCGCUCUUUCAUGUACUGUCACAGCACAAAACCCUUUCACACAUCACCAUCUCCUCUGAACGUGGUUAUCGAGAACCUCGGGACCUCUUGGUCAGCCCCUCAAUGCCAAUCAGGCAAUUGUUUUGUCUCACGCAAUUGCGAACCCUGCACCUCAAAUUUCCUUAUUGCUCCAUAAGCCUUGACGACGACCUACUUUUGGAAGCCAUGUCGGGUUGGCCGCACAUCCGAAUGCUGGAAUUCAUUGAUCCACGGGUGGUGGAACCUGCUGUUAUAUUCCACGGAAUAUUCAUUGAUCCACAGGUGGUACCUGCUGUUACAUUCCAUGGACUAUUCACAGCGCUCCACCAAUGCCCCCGCUUGCAUACGCUGAACAUACCAUUGGAUGCCAUCGAUAUCGAUAUCGAUCCUACAGCCGAGCCGUUCCUUCAUACCUCCCUACAAAACUUGAACUUGACCUCCUCUGACCUAUCAGAUGCUGAAGCUGUAGCCCGCAUUAUUUUCUCGGUGCUCCCUUCUGUCGAUCGAAUUUUCCCGGCGGGAGACGAGCCCUCUGGUGUCUACCUUGAGGUCCAGAAGCAUCUUGAAUCUUUUAGGGCAUCUGCGGUUCUUAGUCCCCAUAUCCUCACCUGAUCAUUAUAUCACGCAUGUCAGGUGUUUUGAUAUGAAACACGGAACGUUUCACGUACGUACCUAGAGUAAUGAUGUCUUUACCUCAGAAUAAUACUGUUACCUUUCCGUUAUUCUUCUUUGCUUCUUGGUACUAUACAGUGAUUCACCAUCGUCACUCAGCCACCGCAUCAUUCCGUCCCACAUCAUAUUAAUGGCGUGCACCGUAUGUUUGUCUUUCCCUCAGCGUUUGUUCUUACUCACUGAGGUAUGUUUAUUCUUGUACACGUACCUACACAUACUAAAUGUAGAGCAGACUCUCUCGUUGUUCUAGCCUACACUGAUGCAUCGCGC